AGUUCUCAAAUAUGAAUUGGGCCAAAUAAAGAAAAAGCCCACCAAAAUCCAAAUUCCGAGACGUUGCAACUUUUUUAAGUUACGAACUCCUUUUUUCUCCCAGAGAGCUCUAUCGAUGAAAUCAACGCAACAACAAAAAAGAGUAGAAUAUAAAAAACAAUGAAGAAACCUUAUUUCUUGAAAAAUCCAGUGUUUUUCUUACUUCUACUCAUAACUCUUUCUUCCCUAACUAUACUCAUCUUCUCUUUUCUUAAAUUACCGGAAACACCUCUCGCCGCCGGUAACCACCUCCGCGAACUCCGGUACGAGCUCACCGAUGAAGUCGGAUACUUCGGGAAGAUGAUGAUCGAAAUGCUACCCGAAGAUCUGGUUUUCACAGCAUUCGUACCGUCCGACAGAGCAUUCCGCCGGGAUCUAGGGCUCAAAUCUAACAACAGCCGUCAGAUCAAAUCCCUUGCAGACGACGACGACGAAGACGGAGAUAACACAUACGCCGUCGUGUCGAGGAUCAUGGGUUUCGCGGUGGUUCCUUACAAAGUGGAAGAAGCAGACAUAAGGAACGGAGAAACGGCGUCGUAUGAGUCGUUGAGUGGUUUCACACUUAAGAUUUGGAGAAAGAGAAAUAGUGGUGGAUUGGUCGUUAAUGGCAUCGAGACAGAGAAGAUGGGGUUUGUAAAGAGAGGGAAGAUCAUAGCGCAUAUUAUGAAUGGUGUUGUAAUGGAUUCUGAUUUCGCACAGUCUCUUGCUUCUUCUACUCCUCAAGACGAAGAUGAAGAACCAUAGAAGAAGAAGACCACGACAUUAGUCUCUCUUGUAACAUACCAAAGGAAAACAAAAAGUUGAUUUGACUAAACAGAAUAUUAUUGACUUAAUGAUCCAAUCAAACUUUUAAUCAUCAUUUUAUUUUCCUUACAUUGGUGAUGAAUACAACUAAUUAUUUCGUUUAUGUACUUUCAAAAUGUUAUUUCUGCUUAAAAUAGAAUGAAUUUGGAUUCUACAGUCUUCCACAGUUCCACUCUUCAUGAUUGAGUUGGAUUAGUUACAGAAUUACUACUAUAAUUGUAAGUUGACAUUUUGUCGCCAUUGAGUCUCUUUUAGCGUUUUUAUUCUUUUAACCCGUUCUAUAAAAUAAGCUAUUUUCCGUUUUCCUCCCUCCAAGCUAUGUUUGGGUUCUGUGUUGUUGUUCUUCGAUUCCAACCAAAACCAAGUUUCAAUAAGAAAACAUUAAGAUGACCAAAUAAAAAAAGUUAUUUCUUUAGAAACCAAACAUAAAUGUAAAAAAAAAAAAAAAAAAUUAUCUGAGAAAAACUUAAGUGGGACCCGCUU
Camelina sativa (false flax) is the source of this 1326-nucleotide messenger RNA. RefSeq lists its product as uncharacterized. Lineage: Eukaryota; Viridiplantae; Streptophyta; Magnoliopsida; Brassicales; Brassicaceae. The record is from RefSeq and is a predicted model, not a curated record.